UGACUGCCUACAGUUCACUUUAGGCUCAGGUCAGAUACCCCUUUCUCAACCUGUCAGUCCAUCCACCUGGCCGCUUCCUUUUCUCCACGCAGCAAUGAGGACCACUGUGAACGCUGUUGUCAUGGUGAUGUUGUGUGCCGUGAUGGUGCAAGCAGACGUGAAGCCCCAGAGAGAUUUCAAUCUGCAGAAGUUUGCAGGGAAAUGGUACCGGGUGGGCCUUGCCUAUGACUCUCCGAGCUUUGUCCCCUAUAGAGACAAAGUGAAGGCCUCCAUGGGCAUCAUCACAGCACUGCCAAACGGCAAUGCUAACCUCACAAUGUGGGACGCCACACCUUUGGGUUGUCUGAGUAAAGUGUACCAGUAUGAGAAGACCAACGUCCCUGGACAGUUCACCUACUUCAGCACACGCCAUAACAUGGUGAAGGACAUCACAGUGGUCGAAACAAAUUACACUGAUUACGCUUUGGUUCUAAAACACAAGGUGUUUAACAGAGAGUACACACAGGUGGCGCUUUAUGGUCGCUCUCUAAGCCUCAGAAUUAAUAUAAUUAACAAGUUUAAAGCCUUUGCCUUGUCCCAGGGUUUCCCCAGAGAUUCUAUUCUGACUCCACCUCCUGCAGAAAAUUGCCAACAAUCAGGAUCUGGACGUUAGGUUCCCUGAUGUACCUGAGAUGAGGGUACCAACGUAUUCUGAUUUUGCAUUUAAGAACUACAAAAAAUCUUUCAGCAAACAUCAUCAUUCUGGCUACAAAGAUGAUAAAUUGCUAAUAUUACUGAUGAAAUGUACUCUUCCUCCUCUUGUAUGUAGUGGUUUUCAUCCUGUGCUGUCGUAGUUAAAUAAACAAUAUUAACCUCCUGAAUAUAAAUUGUAUUGUUUCACCGUUGACUUUAAUAACCAAUAUUAAUCUCCAUUUUUGAGCGUGUGAAUAAUCUAUAGUUUGUCUGUUGCACACUGCAAGUAGUGUAGUUCACAUAUGAACACCAGGGGGCAGAUGCUAUACAUCACCACACAUCAAUGUGUUUCUGCUGUGACCUCAUUGCUCUCUGAUGUGCUAUCUAUUGCUAGCUAAUAAUAAAGACAGCUAUGUAACCCAAUGUCAUACAGCCUAUAAUGCACAUAUGAUGAUCAGGAUACUGUGAGAACCUAGAUUAAAGCCACAAUAUGUAGAAUUAAGAGAAUGUUCCCUUUGGUACCCCCUGUGUUAGUUUCAUAAAAGACAGGCAGAUGGAAAGACAGCUGUUAAAUUCUCACUUGUAUUGAUUGGUUGUUUGUUUAGCUUCAGAUUCUGAAGUCCAGGGCUGAUUGCUGAUUAUACACACUGUCACAUGGACACACACCCACACGCUAAGA
Molecule: messenger RNA, 1351 nt
Organism: Morone saxatilis (striped sea-bass)
Lineage: Eukaryota; Metazoa; Chordata; Actinopteri; Moronidae
Gene: ptgdsa
Product: prostaglandin D2 synthase a
Exons: 7
Coding region: 95-652 (185 amino acids)
Molecular function (GO): small molecule binding
Source: RefSeq, a predicted model, not a curated record